Perca flavescens (yellow perch) is the source of this 2749-nucleotide messenger RNA. Its product is annotated as fibroblast growth factor 6. The transcript is spliced from 3 exons. Gene Ontology annotation, molecular function: growth factor activity. The coding region runs from base 509 to 1132 and encodes 207 amino acids. The record is from RefSeq and is a predicted model, not a curated record. NCBI's taxonomy places the organism in Eukaryota, Metazoa, Chordata, Actinopteri, Perciformes, Percidae.
GCGGCCACACUGUUAAGGGCUUUAUUUUAAAAAAGCACCACAGGAAACCCUUCUCCUUAUUCUCUCUGACUUGUUUGACGCUGAUGUGAAGGUGCAGCACCCCCAUCAUUCUUAUUAGAACUGCUGCUGCUGGGGUCCUGCAACUCUCUCCUCCUCCUCCCACCUCCUACUUUUGAUGGGGGGUGCAGCGGUGUAGUCGUAGUGAUGUCAUUUUAAAAUGUGAGAGUCGGAGCCAAGGUGAGCUGGUUUUGCGGUGAGUGGUGUCCCCUCCACGACCAGCGUUGCCUGUACAGAGGCGCGGAGCGGCGAAAGAUGAUCAUCGCCACCGGCACCAAUUCAAGCUCCGACGCGCUCUUUCCCUCUCCUGCUCAGAUCUCGGGCUAUGGGGCCCUGAUCUGCCUUGAUCCCAUAUUAAGCCUUCACCACCACCAUGCCAAAGGACAAACAAUCAGAAGAGUUGCAUUUUUAGGGCAGGUAACUUUGACCACGUGCCCCAAAGGUAAACUGGAUGGCCGUUGCGCAAAGGUGCCUCUACAGUAUGUCCAGCGGGGCCAGGACGCACUGGACGCUGCCAGCAGUUCUUGUACUGUGGACUUCUCUCUGGGGGAUCGUUUCAUCUUAUCCGAUUCCGAACAGGACUAAUGCGACUUUAUUGGAAAAGAAGUGGGAGACCCUCUUCUCCCGCUCCUAUCUGGGUAUAAAUGGGGGGAAAUCGGAGCUGAACUGGGAGAGUGACUAUUUGCAGGGCAUCAAAAGAGUGCGGCGACUGUACUGCAACGUGGGCAUUGGGUUUCACCUGCAGGUGCUCCCGGAUGGCAGGAUAAGCGGUGCACACAAUGAGAACCCAUACAGUCUAAUAGAGAUCUCCACCGUGGACCGAGGAGUGAUCAGCAUGUUCGGGGUGAGGAGUGGGCUGUUUGUCGCAAUGAACAGCAGGGGAAGGUUAUACGGAACGAAAGUCUUCGUGGAUGAGUGCAAGUUCAAGGAGACUUUGCUGCCCAACAACUACAACGCCUAUGAGUCUUUUGUUUACAAGGGCUUCUACAUCGCCCUCAGCAAGCAUGGCCGCGUUAAGAGAGGCAACAAGGCCACCCCCGCCAUGACCGUCACACAUUUCCUCCCGCGACUAUGAGAGAAACUGGCAAUAACUCAUUUGCACAUGUGGAUGUUCUUCCAGGUAAUAUAGAAACGCGUAGUCAUGAUAUACUGUACACACCGAUGGACUGCGAGAGGAAAUAUAUAUAUAUAUAUGUAUAUGUAUAUUUGGAUAGCUAUCUUUGUAUAUGCACUGUGCUGCUUAUUGUUUUUAUGGACGGGGAGAGUUGAAGCCUUUGCCUGUCUCACUUUACCUUGGUGCUUGCUGUACGUGUCACUUCCUUUUUUGAGAUGGAGGAUGAGCUAUAUCCUGUGCUUUCAAAGAGUGAAAUGAAUACUUUUUAUUACCUCAAAGAACCACUUUACUAGAUUAUGGGAUGCAUGGACGUCUGCUCAAAUAUCUGCUAAGUUUAUGAUUUCUUUCAAACCUUUUGAGCGCUUGAUGUUCUCCCUGCCAGAUUGUCAAUGUCCGGCAGUGGGGGAAACUUAAAUGCACUACCUUUGCUGCACGAUUUAAAGGUGCCUUGGUGUUCCCACUUGUGGCCCCCUUAAACUUGCAUGUAAGAGACACCCGCCGGAGUCAGAAAUAGGGCUGACACGCCGGAGAGGGCCUCAGAGAGGGGGGGUUGACUAUCUCUGGUUUAUUUUCUUUUCUGUAAUUAGAUCGAUUAAGUCAUAUACAAUCUGUGGUUGAUACCAGAGAGCAGUCAGCCAUAGAAAGUGGCACAAGGCCAUAAGUUUGACUGUGUGGCAUUGCCAGCUACUAAACAGGGUGAAAUACAUAUCUAUCCGAGCAUGGAGGACAUUUUUGUUUGGACCUGGCUUGCACAAGAAUCGACUGAUGGAUAGAUUGCGAGCGCAUAGUACAAAUGUACCUGCACAUUGUCUUAGACAGAGCUCCUACAGUAAACUGGGUUACUGUUUUUGAAUCGCAAAGCUUUAGCUGCUGUUGAAAAUGAUGUCUACUGUCCAUGAAACCAAUGGAAAAAAACAAUGUAAAUAGUUGCAAAUGAAAAAGAAGAAUUCAGGAGCUUUUGAUGCUGCUUUGUCGCAGUUGCCUGAACGAGGCAAAAAUAAUUCAGGUUGCACAGUUAGCCAUCAAUGAUGGUGCCUGAAUGUUUUGGUUAGAAUCGUUUCCACGUUUGUUUCUUUUAAUGGAUCUUUGUGUGUUUGGUGUGUGUGUGCCCUGGGCCAUUUCCCCGCUUGUCUGUGUGCUCUGCAGCAGCACUGCAGUGGCAGCGAGGUGUUGGGAGCUGGAAGCAGAUUGUUUUAAAUUAAAUUAUGGAUGAACCAAUCAUGAUUUCCCCCGAAGGACUAAAGGACAGUGCCGUUGGUGGACUGGAUGCGCACUAUAAGAAAUGUCAUCAUUUCUGUUGAUUUUUAUCUUGAUUUUAUAAAUUUGACGUGGAACAUGAGCAUAGAAGCACACUUUUAAUAUAUAAUAGGGUAUUCAUAUAAGUAAUGGUAUGCAUUGUGGCAGUUUGUUUACCAAGCAGAAGUUUGUACACUCAUUGCUAUCAUGUGGAUCAAUAUAUAUUUAAUAUAUACUUGACUCAGUUUCGGAGAAUCUCAUAGUGUACUAUCUACACGUGUGGUUUCUGCAGCUGUUGGCUUAAAAACCUGAAUAUUGCUGCCUCCAUCCGUUCUUGUGUUU